Messenger RNA from Camelina sativa (false flax), 1709 nucleotides. RefSeq names its product double-stranded RNA-binding protein 4. Gene Ontology annotation, molecular function: double-stranded RNA binding. NCBI's taxonomy places the organism in Eukaryota, Viridiplantae, Streptophyta, Magnoliopsida, Brassicales, Brassicaceae. The record is from RefSeq and is a predicted model, not a curated record.
CCGAAGCCUUCAGCAUCUCGGUAUCUCCGGCGAACGAUUUCCUUGUAGCCCUGAGCAAAGCUCUGUACGCGAUCAACGCUUCUCCGGUCACCAUUUCUACUCCUUUCCUCUUUUCAACCUUUUCAACCUUUUCUUCUCCUCCUCCGCCGCCGCCGUCGUCUCCUUCACCAAAAACUUGGGAGGAAUCGAAAUGGUACCUUUCUGUUCGCGGCUUCGAGUUUCAUUGGGCCUUUAUGAUUAAGCCCAUUAAUAAAUAUUUCGGGUCAUACCUGUUCCAGCUGGGUAAAAACCGCAUCGGUCGGAUCCUUUAGAGAAUUUAUCAAUCUUGCGUGUUCUCGUUCGUUCACUACUUCCGAGUGUCUUCUUCAACAUUCCCAAAGAGCUUGAGAUUAGAGAUGGAUCAUGUAUACAAAGGUCAGCUGCAAGCAUAUGCACUCAAACAAAAUCUUGAACUACCAGUGUAUGCCACUGAGAGAGAAGGGGCUCCUCAUGCUCCUCGGUUUAGAUCUAAGGUUACAUUUUGUGGAAAGACUUACCAGAGCCAUGAGUUCUUUCCGACUCUUAAAUCGGCUGAACAUGCCGCUGCCAAAAUAGCAUUGGCUUCAUUGACGCCACAGAGUCCUGAGGGAAUUGAUGUUGCAUACAAGAACCUGUUACAAGAGAUUGCUCAGAAAGGAAAUUCUCUGUUACCAGUUUAUGCAACUGUUACAUCUGGUCCAUCGCAUUCGCCAGUUUUUACUUCAACUGUUGAGUUUGCUGGGAAGGUCUUCAGCGGAGAAGAGGCCAAAACCAAAAAGUUGGCUGAAAUGAGUGCUGCUAAAGUAGCAUUCAUGAGUAUCAAAACUGAUCAGUAUUCCCCUCAUGGAUAUUCUUCUACAUGGCCAAGUCAGAAAUUGGGUCAUGAGGGGAACUCGAACCAGACCUCGUCGCCUUCUUUGCCUUGUGAGAGACAAGAAGCUGUAAAUUCAAAUGUGAAGAGCAGUUUACAAGAGAUCCAGUCCCAACCUUCCGAGGUGGUGAUGACCCCUGAUUCCCCAGCAAAGUGUAUUAAAGUGGAUGAAAAUGAAUUUCCAGAUCUUCAUAAUGUACCAGCCAGUAAUGCUAAGGAGAGGAAUGUUGCUUUGCAUGUGCCUGAGAAUCCUACAAACGAUGGUACUCUUAAUGCACCAACUAGUGAUGAUAUGAAGAUGAGAAUUGCUGCUUCUUAUUCGCCUAGACCUCUGAAUCCUACAAACGUUGUUACUCCUAAUACACCAGCUACUAAUGGUAUCAAGAGGAACAUUGCAGCUUGUUCUUUGCGUAUGCCUCAGAAUCCCACAGACGAUGGUAGAGAACCUUCACCAUGUGUAGAUGAGAGUGAGAAGAAGAAGCUCAUAAUGGGAACUGGCCACCUGAGUAUACCAACUGGCCAACAUGUAUUUUGUCGUCCGUGGAACCCGGAGAUAACUCUUCCUCAAGACGCGAAGAUGCUCUUUAGGGAUGAUAGUUUUAUUGCCUAUCGUGUCAUGACACCGUAAAGACAUCAAUAUUUGAUGCAUAAUAAGUGUAAGAUAGAAUGGUAAGCUACGCUAUAUCUCAUAUGUUUGUAGAGAGAUACAAUGUUAAAUCUCAUAGGUUUAGGCUUUUGUCUCUGGUUUUCUUCAGCAAUAAGUGUUGUGUAAUGACGAAUUUGUUUUGUUUUGAAUGAUUGAUAAGCACAUAAGAGAGCA